AUGGCAGAGCUGAAUGUCCCAUCUUCUGUCAUGGGCAAUGUGGCCAGCAGAGAUCUUUUGGAAUGCUUGAAGGCCUCGACCAUCGACACCAGGGUAGAUGGGACAAAGACCACUCUCUUCUCCAAAGACUGUCUAAGUGAUUAUACUAGUGGCAUAAAAGUCCCCAUCACUUUUACUGGUGGGAAAGGCAAGUAUCUGAGGAUCAACACCACACGAUGCAACGACGCAGAUAACUGUAACUCGGCUCUACUGGAAGUGCCCAAGGAGAACAUCACCACGAACGGGCGGCAGUGCCCAACCUGCUUGUCUCUGAAUGCCAAUACCUGCGACAGCCAAAUCACCCCUUGCACCGGGAAUGAGAUCUAUUGCAUCGAUUUUGUUGGGGAGAUACAGAAAGGUACACCUCCAGCUAAAUCACCAUUUGCUGCAAAAGGCUGCGCUACUGAGUCUGUACAGGGCAUUAAAACUGGAGACACCCUGGUUUCUGCAGGCUACACGUUCACGUUCACAAAGGUGACUGCCAGUCCUGCGGAGAAAACACCCACUUCCACCAAACCAACGCCUGCCGCCACCAGUGGAGCCAGCCCGGCUCUGGGGAAAUUCUCCUUUGCCCUCGGCCUGACUGGGCUGCUGCUGGUGAAGCUGCUCUCCUGA
Molecule: messenger RNA, 654 nt
Organism: Emys orbicularis (European pond turtle)
Lineage: Eukaryota; Metazoa; Chordata; Testudines; Emydidae
Product: phospholipase A2 inhibitor and Ly6/PLAUR domain-containing protein-like
Exons: 4
Coding region: 1-654 (217 amino acids)
Source: RefSeq, a predicted model, not a curated record